AGUGACAAAAAAAUAUUUAAAAAUUGUAGUAAGGUCAACAAAGGAUUUGUGAACUAGCUGGAAACUAAAUGUGGACCAAUGAGGGUCGACACUAAUUCACUGCGCAUGGAGAAAAAUUUUACUAUUUGGAUCUUGUGUAUCUUUUACGUUUUUUAAUAUUUAUUGAUUCACAAAAUGAUUCGAAUAAUUACUUAAAAUUAUUGAAAAUUAAAUUGACAAGCGUGUGUCACUCAAGUUGCCAAAUGAUGAGUGAAAAUAACAAAAAUAUAAUGACAAGUUAGGAAAUAUUUAAUAUUUAAUUGUUGAUAAAUAUAAAUUGAAUCUAUUGGAAUAAUUGUAAAAGUAAGUACAAGUUUUAAAAAUGGAUUCUGCUACAGAAACAGAACAAAUAGAAAAAUUGGAAAAAGAAGCUGAAAGUUUAAAAAUUCGACUUGAAGAUGAGAGAAAAAAAUUAAAUGACGUCACACUGUUAGAUGUUGCUGAUAGAUUAGAACCAAUGAACUGUAUAAACAUAAAGCCCCGAAGAAUUCUGAAGGGUCAUCAAGCAAAAGUGUUAUGCUCAGACUGGUCUCCAGAUAAAAGACACAUAGUAUCUUCAUCUCAAGAUGGUAAGAUGAUAAUAUGGGACGCUUUUACGACUAAUAAAGAGCAUGCUGUUACAAUGCCGACGACUUGGGUGAUGGCCUGUGCUUAUGCCCCAAGUGGUGCUUUGGUAGCUUGCGGAGGUCUCGACAACAAAGUAACAGUCUAUCCUCUGAGCUUGGAAGACGACGUGAGCACUAAAAAAAAGACUGUAGGCACCCAUACGUCCUACAUGUCUUGCUGUGUGUUCCCGAAUAGUGAUCAGCAGAUUUUAACUGGAAGCGGUGACAGUACUUGUGCACUCUGGGACGUUGAGAGUGGCCAGCUGCUCCAAAAUUUUCAUGGACACUCGGGCGAUGUGAUGUCUAUCGACCUGGCGCCCAGUGAGACUGGCAACACUUUCGUGUCCGGGAGCUGCGACAAAAUGGUCCUGAUCUGGGACAUGAGAAGCGGCCAGUGUGUCCAAAGCUUUGAAGGCCACGAGUCUGAUGUCAACUCGGUAAGAUUUCACCCUGGUGGUGAUGCUGUUGCUACGGGAUCAGAUGACGCUACUUGCCGGCUGUUUGAUCUAAGGGCUGACAAAGAAGUUGCUGUUUAUGCCAAAGAAAGUAUUAUUUUUGGAGCCAAUUCUGUUGACUUGAGUGUCAGCGGGCGGCUCCUCUUUGCUGGGUACAAUGAUUAUACUGUCAACAUCUGGGACACUUUGAAAUGUCAACGAGUGGCUUUACUUUACGGUCAUGAAAAUCGGGUUUCUUGUCUUCGGGUUUCGCCUGAUGGAACUGCUUUGUCUACUGGCAGCUGGGAUGCCACUCUUCGUGUUUGGGCUUAAAUAUAUUUUUGUUAUUAUUAUUUAUUUUAUUCACUGAUUAUUGUUGAUCACCUGUGUGAUAAAAAGUACCAAUGUGCAUUUAAAUAAGUUCUAGAUAUUAUACGUUACACGUGUGUAGUAUAUUUAAUGUUGAUUAUCGUAUAGUAUGUAUAAAAAAUUAGAUUAAAGUUAUCAGUCACUUAAA
Messenger RNA from Cotesia glomerata, 1595 nucleotides. RefSeq names its product guanine nucleotide-binding protein subunit beta-5 (gene Gbeta5). The record is from RefSeq and is a predicted model, not a curated record. Gene Ontology annotation, biological process: G protein-coupled receptor signaling pathway; G protein-coupled dopamine receptor signaling pathway. The transcript is spliced from 3 exons. The coding region runs from base 362 to 1411 and encodes 349 amino acids. Gene Ontology annotation, cellular component: cytoplasm; heterotrimeric G-protein complex. Gene Ontology annotation, molecular function: protein binding; signaling receptor complex adaptor activity. NCBI's taxonomy places the organism in Eukaryota, Metazoa, Arthropoda, Insecta, Hymenoptera, Braconidae.